Molecule: messenger RNA, 762 nt
Organism: Aaosphaeria arxii CBS 175.79
Lineage: Eukaryota; Fungi; Ascomycota; Dothideomycetes; Pleosporales
Exons: 1
Coding region: 163-492 (109 amino acids)
Source: RefSeq, a predicted model, not a curated record
UGAACAUCUCACUCACAAGAUCAUUUCACCAGACUUGAGCUUCGAACAUACCACAGCUUAAACCACUAGUUGCUGUGACUUUAGCGACUACUUUCUAGCCCUGGGUGGCCCGAGCAACAGACGCAUCCAUAUCGUCUCGCCGCAAGCUUGUCAGAUUGCACCAUGUCCGAUGAAAAACAACACGGUGGCAAGGCCUCCAAUCACGAUUGCAAGAAUGAACAACAAAGCGAUAGCCCAACCCGUACAGCUCAAAGUUCAUCCACACCUAGAUCUCUGAAGCCUUACAUCAUUAUCUUGUUCGUGCUCUUACUUCUCAUGGUCGCAUACAUUGUACGAUACGAGCCGAUCUGCAUAUUUACAUGUGCCCCUCUUUUCUCUCCAAAACGGCAUUACCCAACGAAGGUGGAAAUGGCCAGAAUUUGUGGAACACCUGCCAAUAUCAACGAGCCUCAUUGCAUGACAGUGCCUGUGGUGGUUCCGAUCAUCCCGUAGUCGACACAUGGUAAUGUCACGGGGGAUGUUAGGCUGCACUAGACAGCCUUCAAUGCGCAAAGCCAAUGGGAUGCAGGAAUUGUGGAGGUCUUUGGCCUCCGUUUCGGUUUACAUAUACUGAGAGUGUAGGCAUAUGUGAAGCUAUGUGAAGCUAUGAUUGCUACUUUCGGAUCCUUGGAGCAAUUGUACUGAGGUAGUUGUUUAGGAGUUUGAAUGAUAACCAUGUGAUGAAAGAUUCCAAGAACUAGUUACCCAAUUCUUUCUACUGCA